GGAGCAGCUUGGCUCCGGAGAGGCUGCUGAACCGCCGGUUGGGGGACACGGGGGUAUCUGCACGGUUCCAGGGUUUUCUUUUCUCACUGAAGUUGCGGCAGUGGCGCCGCUCUCUGCGUUACUGGUCCCUGCCCAGGUUCGCGCGGUUCCUCGCUGUGAGGACGGUACUCGCAUUCCCCACAGGCUGGCAGCGCGACCCCGGCGUGUCGGGGAUGGUUUUGCGCGCCCCGUGGCUGGCCCCGGGCUUGCUCUGGCCUGAAGCUGGGGGGCGCUGAGGCUGAGAGGAGCAGCUGCUCAGCAAUCCGCCCCGAGGCCCGGACUGCAAGACUCGGCUUCCAGAGCUUCGGGCCACUGUCUUUAGCGCACCGGGAGCGCCACUGUCCUUGUGGGCAUCGGAGCCAGGGCUACACCACCCAGACACGCUGACUUCCAAGGGGUUCGGCUAGAAACUCCGGGCCAUCCCUGAACGCCGACUCCUUCUCCUCGCCGCCCCCAUCCCUCACCACUCCCAGAGUGUUCCUCCCUUGGCUCAUUCCCAGGCGACCCCUGAAGCAGCUGCAGCUGGAUUCCACACUUCAUGGGCGGGCCGCAGGGGCUCGGGCGCCUGCCUAGCUGGUUGCCAAGAGCCCGGUGAGCAGCGGGUCCAGCCCGUCGAGCGCGCCCUCGGGGCGGAGAGCGCCGCUCCAGCCAAGGCGAUGCCAGGGUGGCUGCAAGCCGCCGGCCGCUUGAGGCCCUAGGCAGGCAUGGACCUGACUUUCCAGCUCUAGGGACCCCCGAGCUUCGCCCUACUGCUCGGACUAGCAAGGACCCACGACAGGAUGGCUUCGGAAGUGGUGUGCGGUCUGGUCUUCAGGCUGCUGCUCCCCAUUUGCCUGGCAGUAGCGUGUGCAUUCCGAUACAAUGGGCUCUCCUUUGUCUACCUUAUCUACCUCUUGCUCAUUCCUCUGUUCUCAGAACCAACCAAAGCAACGAUGCAAGGACACACAGGGCGGUUGCUCCAGUCCCUGUGCCUCACCAGCCUCUCCUUCCUGCUGCUGCACAUCAUUUUCCACAUCACACUGGCCAGCCUGGAAGCUCAGCAUCGCCUCGCCCCUGCUUACAACUGCUCGACGUGGGAAAAGACCUUCCGGCAGAUUGGCUUUGAAAGCUUGAAGGGAGCUGAUGCUGGCAAUGGCAUCAGGGUGUUUGUGCCUGAUGUCGGGAUGUUCAUUGCAAGCCUGACCAUCUGGCUGGUCUGCAGAAACAUCGUUAAGAAACCAGACACGGAAGAAGUAGUCCAGCUUAAUUCUGAUUGUGAAAAUGAAGAAUUGGCUGGAGCAGAAAAGAUGGAUUCAGAGGAGGCACUGAUCUAUGAGGAGGACUUAGAUGGAGAAGAAGGCAUGGAGGGCGAGCUGGAAGAAAGCACAAAACUAAAAAUGUUCCGCAGGCUCGCCUCCGUCGCCUCCAAGCUGAAGGAGUUCAUCGGCAACAUGAUAACCACGGCAGGCAAGGUCGUGGUGACCAUCCUGCUGGGCUCCUCGGGCAUGAUGCUGCCAUCCUUGACCUCAGCCGUGUACUUCUUUGUGUUUCUGGGUCUGUGCACCUGGUGGUCCUGGUGCAGAACUUUUGACCCGUUGCUGUUCGGCUGCCUUUGUGUCCUGCUGGCAAUCUUCACUGCUGGGCACCUGAUUGGGCUUUAUCUGUACCAGUUUCAGUUCUUCCAAGAAGCGGUCCCACCCAAUGACUACUAUGCAAGGUUGUUUGGAAUCAAAUCCGUUAUCCAAACGGACUGCUCCAGCACCUGGAAGAUCAUAGUGAACCCAGAGCUGUCCUGGUAUCACCAUGCCAACCCCAUCCUCCUGCUGGUGAUGUACUACACGCUGGCCACGCUGAUCCGCAUCUGGCUGCAAGAGCCCCUUGUGCAGGAUGAGAUGGCAAAGGAAGACGAGGGCGCCCUGGACUGCAGCUCUACUCAGAACACGGCAGAGAGGAGGCGGAGCCUGUGGUAUGCCACCCAGUACCCAACAGAUGAGAGAAAACUUUUAUCCAUGACCCAAGAUGACUACAAACCAUCUGAUGGCCUGCUGGUGACCGUGAAUGGCAACCCUGUGGACUACCACACCAUCCACCCCAGCCUACCCCUAGAGAAUGGUCCUGCCAAGACUGAGCUGUAUACUACUCCCCAGUACCGAUGGGAGCCCUCGGAGGAAUCCUCAGAAAAGAAAGAGGAAGAUGAGGACAAGAAAGAAGGCUCCGAGGGAGAAGGGAGCCAGGAGGAAAAGAGGAGUGUGAGAAUUCAUGCCAUGGUCACGGUGUUCCAGUUCAUUAUGAAGCAAAGUUACAUCUGUGCCCUCAUCGCUAUGAUGGCCUGGAGCAUCACCUACCACAGCUGGCUGACGUUCGUGCUGUUGAUUUGGUCAUGCACCCUUUGGAUGAUACGCAACAGGAGGAAAUACGCCAUGAUCAGCUCGCCUUUCAUGGUUGUCUAUGCAAACCUGCUGCUGGUAUUGCAGUACAUCUGGAGCUUUGAACUUCCUGAAAUUAAGAAGGUCCCAGGAUUCCUAGAAAAGAAGGAGCCAGGAGAGCUUGCUUCAAAGAUUCUCUUCACCAUCACAUUUUGGCUGCUUCUGAGGCAGCACCUCACAGAGCAAAAGGCCCUUCAGGAAAAAGAGGCGCUUCUGUCUGAAGUCAAAAUUGGAAGUCAAGAACUUGAGGAGAGGGACGAUGAGGAACUCCAAGAUAUACAAGUAGAAGGAGAGGCCCCAGAGAAGGCAGAAGGGGAAGAGGAAAUAAAGGAAGAACGGCAUGAGCUAAAGAAGGAAGAGGAGGAGGAAGUGGAGGAAGAUGAUGACCAGGACAUCAUGAAGGUGCUAGGCAAUCUGGUGGUGGCCCUGUUCACUAAAUACUGGAUCUACGUGUGCGGGGGCAUGUUCUUUUUCGUCAGCUUUGAGGGGAAAAUCGUCAUGUACAAAAUCAUCUACAUGGUGCUGUUCCUGUUCUGUGUGGCCUUGUACCAGGUUCACUAUGAAUGGUGGAGGAAAAUUCUGAAGUACUUCUGGAUGUCGGUGGUCAUUUAUACCAUGUUGGUGCUCAUCUUUAUAUACACUUACCAGUUUGAAAACUUCCCAGGCCUGUGGCAAAACAUGACCGGCUUAAAGAAAGAAAAGCUUGAGGAUCUCGGCCUGAAGCAGUUCACUGUAGCGGAGCUGUUCACACGCAUUUUUAUCCCCACUUCCUUUCUGCUGGUGUGCAUCCUCCACCUCCACUACUUCCAUGACCGGUUCCUGGAACUCACAGACCUCAAGUCUAUUCCCAGCAAAGAAGACGCCACUAUCUACAGAUUGGCCCACCCUGAAGGAAGCCUCCCAGACCUAGCCAUUAUGAAUAUGACCACCACCAGCCUGGAGAAGCCUGAGGUGCAGAAAAUGGCGGAGCCUGGGGCAGAGAGGCCAGAAGAAUGUGCCAAGAAGGCAGAAAAGGGUGAGCCGGGGAAAGACAGCGACGAGUCUGAAGAGGAGGAAGAGGAGGAAGAGGAGUCGGAGGAGGAAGAAACCUCAGAUCUAAGGAACAAGUGGCUCCUGGUGAUUGACCGCCUCACCGUGCUCUUCCUAAAAUUCCUGGAGUAUUUUCACAAGUUGCAGGUGUUUAUGUGGUGGAUCCUGGAGCUGCACAUCGUCAAGAUCGUCUCGUCGUACAUCAUCUGGGUGACUGUGAAAGAGGUGUCUCUGUUCAACUAUGUAUUUUUGAUUUCUUGGGCAUUUGCUCUGCCAUAUGCCAAACUCCGUCGCGUGGCUUCUAGUGUCUGCACUGUCUGGACAUGUGUGAUCAUCGUCUGCAAAAUGUUGUACCAGCUGCAAACCAUUAAGCCUGAGAACUUUUCUGUCAACUGCUCCUUGCCCAAUGAAAAUCAAACCAACAUACCCCUUAAUGAGCUGAACAAGUCUCUUCUCUACAGUGCCCCUGUUGAUCCCACUGAGUGGGUCGGCCUGAGGAAGUCCUCCCCUUUGCUCGUCUACCUGAGGAAUAAUCUCCUGAUGUUGGCAAUUUUGGCCUUUGAAGUCACCAUUUACCGCCAUCAGGAGUACUAUCGAGGCCGAAACAAACUGACCGCUCCAGUGUCCAAAACUAUAUUUCAUGACAUCACAAGAUUACACCUAGAUGAUGGACUUAUCAAUUGUGCCAAAUAUUUUAUAAACUACUUCUUCUACAAGUUUGGCCUAGAGACCUGUUUCCUAAUGUCGGUGAAUGUGAUCGGACAGCGGAUGGAUUUCUAUGCCAUGAUUCAUGCCUGCUGGCUGAUCGGUGUCUUGUAUCGACGCAGAAGAAAAGCCAUCGCGGAGGUCUGGCCCAAGUACUGCUGCUUCCUGGCUUGCAUCAUCACCUUCCAGUACUUUGUCUGCAUAGGCAUCCCACCUGCCCCCUGCCGAGAUUACCCGUGGAGAUUCAAGGGUGCCAACUUCAAUGAUAACAUCAUCAAGUGGCUGUACUUCCCGGAUUUCAUCGUGCGGCCCAACCCUGUGUUUCUUGUCUAUGACUUCAUGCUGCUCCUGUGUGCCUCCUUGCAACGGCAGAUCUUUGAGGAUGAAAACAAGGCAGCUGUGCGCAUCAUGGCGGGGGACAACGUCGAGAUCUGCAUGAACCUCGACGCCGCCUCAUUCAGCCAGCAUAAUCCUGUGCCAGAUUUCAUUCAUUGCAGAUCUUACUUGGACAUGUCCAAAGUGAUCAUCUUCAGCUACCUCUUCUGGUUCGUCCUCACCAUCAUCUUCAUCACGGGAACAACCAGGAUCAGCAUAUUUUGCAUGGGUUACCUGGUGGCCUGUUUCUAUUUCCUGCUCUUUGGGGGUGAUUUGCUUCUGAAACCCAUCAAGAGCAUCCUCCGCUACUGGGACUGGCUGAUUGCAUACAAUGUGUUUGUGAUUACCAUGAAAAACAUCCUGUCGAUAGGAGCCUGUGGCUACAUCGGUGCGCUAGUGAGAAACAGCUGCUGGCUGAUCCAGGCGUUCAGUCUGGCCUGCACAGUGAAAGGCUAUAAAAUGCCUGAGGAUGACUCCAAAUGCAGGCUGCCCAGUGGGGAGGCGGGAAUCAUCUGGGACAGCAUCUGCUUUGCCUUCCUCCUGCUUCAGAGAAGAGUCUUCAUGAGUUACUACUUCCUGCACGUUGUGGCUGACAUCAAAGCCUCCCAGAUCCUGGCAUCCAGAGGGGCUGAACUUUUCCAGGCUACGAUUGUGAAAGCUGUAAAGGCAAGAAUCGAGGAAGAGAAAAAGUCCAUGGAUCAGCUAAAGAGACAGAUGGAUCGCAUCAAAGCCCGGCAACAAAAGUACAAAAAGGGUAAGGAGAGGAUGCUGAGCUUGACCCAGGAGUCAGGGGAAGGCCAGGACAUCCAGAAACUCUCAGAAGAAGAUGAUGAAAGAGAAGCAGACAAACAGAAAGCCAAGGGCAAAAAAAAGCAGUGGUGGCGGCCUUGGGUUGAUCAUGCUUCCAUGGUCAGGAGCGGAGACUAUUAUUUAUUUGAAACGGAUAGUGAAGAGGAGGAAGAAGAGGAGCUUAAGAAGGAAGAUGAAGAACCCCCGCGGAAGUCAGCUUUCCAGUUUGUCUAUCAAGCCUGGAUUACUGAUCCUAAAACAGCACUCCGACAGAGGAGGAAAGAGAAAAAGAAGUUGGCCAGAGAAGAGGAGAAAGGAAGACGCAAAGGAUCUGGGGACGGUCCAGUGGAAUGGGACGAUCGAGAGGAUGGGCCAAUCAAAAAGAAAUCCGAUGGCCCAGAUAAUAUCAUCAAGAGGGUAUUUAAUAUUCUGAAGUUUACCUGGGUCCUAUUCCUGGCCACGGUGGAUAGUUUCACCACUUGGCUCAACUCCAUCUCAAGGGAACACAUCGAUAUAUCCACAGUUCUGAGGAUUGAAAGGUGCAUGCUGACCCGAGAGAUUAAGAAGGGCAACGUUCCAACGCGGGAGAGCAUCCACAUGUACUACCAAAACCACAUCAUGAACCUUUCCAGAGAGUCAGGACUGGACACAAUUGACGAGCACCCUGGCGCUGGUUCCAGGGCCCAGGCAGCUCACAGGAUGGAUAGCUUAGAUUCCCAUGACAGUAUCUCCAGUGAGCCCACACAGUGCACCAUGCUGUAUUCACGCCAAGGGACGACAGAAACCAUUGAGGAGGUGGAGGCUGAAGCUGAGGAGGAGGUGGUAGAGGGUCUGGAGUCUGAGCUCCGUGACGCAGAAGACAAGGAGUAUGUGGCAGAGUAUGAGGCAGGGGUAGAGGAGGUCAGCCUCACGCCGGACGAGGAGUUGCCUCAGUUCUCCACAGACGAUGGGGACGUGGAGGCCCCGCCCUCCUACAGCAAGGCUGUCAGCUUUGAGCAUCUGUCCUUUGCCUCUCAAGAUGACUCCGGGGCCAAGAACCACAUGGUGGUCAGCCCCGACGACAGCCGUACAGACAAGCUGGAGUCGAGUAUCUUACCGCCCCUGACUCACGAGCUGACAGCCAGUGAGCUGUUGAUGAACAAGAUGUUCCGCGAUGAUGAGCUGGAAGAAUCCGAGAAAUUCUACGUGGACCAGCCGCGGUUCCUGCUGCUUUUCUACGCCAUGUACAACACCCUGGUCGCCCGCUCAGAAAUGGUGUGCUACUUCGUGAUCAUCCUCAACCACAUGAUCUCUGCGUCCAUCAUCACCCUCCUGCUGCCCAUCCUGAUCUUCCUCUGGGCCAUGCUGUCUGUCCCCAGGCCCAGCCGCCGUUUCUGGAUGAUGGCCAUCGUCUACACUGAGGUGGCGAUCGUAGUAAAAUAUUUCUUCCAGUUCGGCUUCUUUCCUUGGAAUAAGGACUUGGAAUUGAACAAGGACAAGCCCUACUUUCCCCCAAACAUCAUAGGAGUGGAGAAGAAAGAGGGCUAUGUUCUCUACGACCUCAUUCAGCUGCUGGCUCUGUUCUUCCACCGCUCCAUUCUGAAGUGUCACGGCUUAUGGGACGAGGACGACAUCGUUGACAGUGGCACGGACAAGGAGGAGUCUGAUGACGAGCUGUCCCUUGAUCACGGCAGAAGAGGCUCCUCGGAUUCACUCAAGUCCAUCAACCUGGCUGCUUCCGUGGAGUCUGUGCAUGUGACCUUCCCAGAGCAGCCAGGGGCCAUCCGGAGAAAACGUUCCUGCAGCAGCACCCAGAUCUCCCCACAAUCCAGCUUCUCUUCAAACAGGUCCAAAAGAGGUAGCACAAGCACGCGGAACAGUAGCCAGAGAGGAAGCAGUGUUUUGAGCAUUAAACAGAAAAGCAAAAGAGAACUUUACAUGGAAAAGCUUCAAGAGCAUUUCAUCAAGGCAAAGGCAUUUACCAUAAAGAAAACUCUGCAGAUAUACGUACCCAUUCGGCAGUUUUUCUACGACCUCAUCCACCCGGACUACAGUGCUGUGACUGACGUGUAUGUGCUGAUGUUCCUGGCCGACACUGUGGACUUCAUCAUCAUCGUCUUUGGCUUCUGGGCCUUUGGGAAACACUCGGCGGCUGCAGAUAUUACCUCUUCUCUCUCAGAAGACCAGGUCCCCGGGCCAUUCCUGGUGAUGGUUCUUAUUCAGUUUGGGACCAUGGUGGUGGACCGUGCGCUCUACCUCAGGAAGACUGUGCUGGGCAAGGUCAUUUUCCAGGUCAUUCUCGUGUUUGGGAUCCACUUCUGGAUGUUCUUCAUCUUACCCAGUGUGACGGAGAGGAAAUUCAGCCAGAACCUGGUGGCUCAGCUUUGGUACUUCGUGAAGUGUGUGUACUUUGGGUUGUCGGCCUAUCAGAUCCGCUGUGGCUACCCAACGCGCGUGCUCGGAAACUUCCUCACCAAGAGCUACAAUUAUGUCAACCUCUUUUUGUUUCAAGGGUUCCGCCUGGUCCCGUUCCUGACUGAGCUGAGGGCUGUGAUGGACUGGGUGUGGACAGACACGACCUUGAGUCUCUCCAGCUGGAUUUGUGUGGAGGACAUUUACGCGCACAUCUUCAUCUUAAAGUGCUGGCGAGAGUCGGAAAAGAGAUACCCCCAGCCCCGGGGCCAGAAGAAGAAGAAAGCGGUGAAGUACGGCAUGGGCGGCAUGAUCAUCGUCCUGCUCAUCUGUAUUGUGUGGUUCCCGCUGCUCUUCAUGUCUUUGAUCAAAUCCGUCGCGGGGGUUAUUAACCAGCCCUUGGAUGUGUCGGUCACAAUCACCCUGGGAGGGUAUCAGCCUAUCUUCACAAUGAGUGCCCAGCAAAGCCAGCUGAAGGUUAUGGACAAUGCAAAGUAUAAAACAUUCCUAAAGUCUUUCGCCACCAACACCGGUGCUAUGCAAUUUCUGGAGAAUUAUGAAAAAGAAGACAUAACGGUCGCAGAACUGGAAGGAAACUCAAAUUCUUUGUGGACCAUCAGCCCUCCCAGUAAGCAGAAAAUGAUACAGGAGCUCACCGACCCCAAUAGUUUCUUCUCUGUUGUUUUUUCAUGGAGUAUUCAGAGAAACAUGACUCUGGGUGCCAAAGCAGAAAUAGCAACCGAUAAGCUUUCUUUCGCCCUGGCAAACGAAACACGAAAUAAUAUAGCCAAAAUGAUCGCCGGCAACGACACAGAAAGCUCCAACACGCCCGUGACAAUAGAAAGGAUCUACCCGUACUAUGUGAAGGCUCCCAGUGAUUCAAACUCAAAGCCUAUAAAGCAACUUCUAUCUGAAAAUAACUUCAUGAACAUCACCAUCAUUUUGUUCAGAGACAAUGUCACCAAAUCCAACAGUGAGUGGUGGGUUCUCAACCUGACUGGAAAUAGGAUAUACAAUCAGGGGUCCCAAGCGUUGGAGCUGGUGGUCUUCAAUGACAAAGUCAGCCCCCCGAGUCUGGGCUUCUUGGCUGGCUAUGGUAUCAUGGGAUUGUACGCAUCAGUCGUCCUUGUAAUUGGGAAAUUUGUCCGUGAGUUCUUCAGUGGUAUCUCUCACUCUAUCAUGUUUGAAGAGCUUCCGAAUGUGGACCGGAUUUUGAAGCUGUGCACAGAUAUAUUUUUAGUCCGGGAGACAGGGGAGCUGGAGCUGGAAGAAGAUCUCUAUGCCAAACUGAUAUUCCUGUACCGAUCGCCGGAAACGAUGAUCAAGUGGACGAGAGAGAAAACAAACUGAUACCUUGAGACCCAGACUGCGAAGGGAGCUACCAUUUUCUUUUUAAUUAAGAAAAAGCACAACACUCUCAUAAGAGCUAAGCAUUUCUAGUCUGGCAGCAACGGUUUCUCUCUGGCAGGUGGCCGAAAGAAGCUGAUUUUGUCACUCAAGCCACCUUGCGCAUGAAGGCGCUGUUGAAGUUCUCUGUGCUCGCGUUUCUCUGAAAUCGGGGCUCUUUGCUUUAGAGUUUUCUCAGUCGACAGCGUCUUGAAUUCUUACCGAUUAUGUGAAAGGUUCAUGGAGGGUCCCCUCCCUCAGAGAAAAGGGAAAGGCACCUGUGUUUUACUCUCUGGGGACCUCAUCUUUCCUGACGUCAUGGUCAAAGCGCAACACACAGCUCUUCCCACACUGGGGAAACUGCUGAGCAGAGAGCCCCGGAGCCCUCCGCACACUCCAGAAGUGCAACAGCAAUAGGAGGCGGCCACACUGCCCGACGUUCAGGAGGAAAGGCGGGAGCCGUGACCCAGACGAUGCUGGUGGAAGGACAAGCCUCAGCCUAAGCAAAAAGAUAACAUUGGUGACACUCCUACUGCCUUAUCUCAACUGAAGACUAGUAAGAAUCUUUCUAUUAAACACCAGUGACUUCUCAGGAAAAAACACUCAGCAAAGCAACUCAGUGGACUCCUGCUUUGAGGUCGGGUGGUUGCCACCCCCAGGUAAUGGUGACCAUUCUGCUUCGGAUGGCUCCUAUUGCGCCAGAAACAGAAGGACAGCAGCGGUCAGUCCAGCGUGAUGGGAACACCUCAGCUUUGUAACUCCAGUGACUGAGGCCACAGGGCUCUUCUGCCUCUCCCCGCCCCUUCUGCCUCUCCCCGCCCCUUCUGCCUCUCCUCACCCCCUCUCAUAUGCUUUCUCCCAUCUCCGUGAUUUAAGGCAGUGGUUUUUCCAGUAUGACAUUUUCCUUGCUGUUUUUCAGGCAUAUCAAAGAGUUUACAUAUUCCAGUUCACAUUUUUACAUCUAAGAUGGGUUUUUUAAGUUCAUAAUUAUGAAAGAAAUAUGUAUAUUGAGCUUGGGGAAAUAAAAAAAUGGCCUUUUCUUAAAUUAUUAUCAUUGGAAACACAACCUCUUCAUGAAUUAGCAAUGUAGCAUGAAAAUUUAUGAGUGAAAUAUAGUUUUCAUUCAAUAUUAAAAAUAAAGUUUCUGAGAAGAAUCAUUGAAUGGGCUAGAAUCUGUCAAAAACCCACUCCUGUGUACUUGGGAUUCAGGACUGACUUAAAUAAAGCACAUCUUGCAAAGUCAA
This is a messenger RNA of Myodes glareolus (Bank vole), 10363 nucleotides long. The record is from RefSeq and is a predicted model, not a curated record. NCBI's taxonomy places the organism in Eukaryota, Metazoa, Chordata, Mammalia, Rodentia, Cricetidae.